AUGGCUGCUGCUGCAGUAUUUCAGUGCAUUGACGUCAUGCAGGCCUACCUUGCUCAGGACCAGCUGGUGGUACAGUGGCAAAGCUCCGGUACAGAAGUGGACACGUGGAUGAUUGAGUGGUUCCCAGACUUGGACUCCGGGCUCUCUGACAUUUCCUGGGAAUCUGUGUCUCAAGCCAGGAACUGGACAAUCCAGCAAGAUAAAUUAAAACCUUUCUGGUGCUAUAACAUCUCCGUGUAUCCAGUGUUGCAAGACCAAGCAGGAGAGCCAUAUUCCAUCCAGGUUUAUGCCAAAGAAGGCAUUCCAUCAGAAGGUCCCCGGGCCAAGGUGGAGAACAUUGGCGUGAAGACAGUCACAAUCACGUGGAAAGAGAUUCCCAAGGACCAAAGAAAUGGCUUUAUCAGCAAUUACACCAUAUUUUACCAAGCUGAAGGUGGAAAAGAAUUAUCUGAGACAGUCAACUCAAGCAUCCUGCAGUAUGGCCUGAAGUCUCUGUCACGAAAGACCUCUUACACUGUUCGGGUCAUGGCCAGCACCAGAGCCGGGGGGAAAAAUGGAACUAGGAUAAACUUUAAGACAUUGUCGAUCAGUAUCUUUGAGAUUGUCCUCAUAACUUCUCUGGUUGGAGGAGGCCUUCUUAUGCUCAUCAUCCUGACAGUGGCCUCUGGUCUCAAAAAGCCAAACAGAUUGAUUCACCUGUGUUGGCCAGAUGUCCCCAACCCUGCUGAAAGCAGUAUAGCCGCAUGGAGUGGAGAUGACUCCAAGGAUAGGCUAAAUCUGAAAGAGUUUGAUGACUCUGUAAACACAGAGGACAGGAUCCUAAAACCAUGUUCUGCCCCCACUGACCUCAUUGACAAGUUAGUGGUGAGCUUCGAGAAUUUUUUGGAAGAGGUUUCCACAGAGGAAGCUGGAAAGUGUCCGGAAAAUAUUUGGGGAGGAGAAAUGAAUGAGUAUGUAACCUCCCCCGACAGGCUUGACUGUCCCCUAGGGAGAAAUUUUGAGGAGCCUCUGGUUUUAACUGAGAUUCCUUCUAGAAAAUACCAGUACCUGUGUUUGGAAACAGCAGAAGUGACAUGCCCAGAAGCCAAAGGGCAACUUCUUUCUUCUGGUCAAAGUUUAGGACCAGACCGACUCUGUGAGGAGGGAGUACCAAAUCCAUAUUUGAAAAAUUCUGUGACAACCAGAGAAUUUCUUGUGCAUGAAAAUGCUCCAGACCACACUAAGAGAGAGGUCUAA
This is a messenger RNA of Castor canadensis (American beaver), 1236 nucleotides long. Lineage: Eukaryota; Metazoa; Chordata; Mammalia; Rodentia; Castoridae. The record is from RefSeq and is a predicted model, not a curated record.